Iphiclides podalirius (scarce swallowtail) is the source of this 3264-nucleotide messenger RNA. Lineage: Eukaryota; Metazoa; Arthropoda; Insecta; Lepidoptera; Papilionidae. The record is from the annotation of a GenBank genome assembly.
AUGCAUCGAACACCAAGCCAGGCUACUUUAGAUUCAUUGGAUACAGCCCGAUACUCUGAGGACGGGGGAGGCGACCGUGCAGGAAGUGGCGGCGAUGUAGCUGUGCUUGAAUUUGAAUUACGGAAAGCCAGAGAAACGAUUAAUGCCUUACGCGCUAAUCUCACGCAAUUUGCUGACAGUGAGUCUGCUUUGGAUAAAAACACAAAGAACAAUUUUGAUCAAAGGUCGCUGAAGCCGCAUGAGAAGCGCGCAUUAAAUUUCCUCAUCAAUGAAUACCUUUUACUUCAAAAUUACAAACUUACUUCCAUCACAUUCUCCGAUGAAAAUCCUGACCAGGAGUUUGAAGAUUGGGACGAUGUGGGCCUUAAUAUGCCCCGUCCGGCGGGGCUCGUAUCACUGUUUAGGGGGAAUAAAGGAGCACUCAACGUAUCCACCACAGAUGCAUUCACACAAAUCGAAUUUAUAAACGUGACUGAUAUGGUUUGCCAGACUGAUGCUGAGUAUGACAAUGUGUGUGUUAGUUGCCAGACUUCACUUGACAACGACUCAGAUUGGAACCACGAGUUGCUGAUUCAAGCUGAGGAAAUAGAGCUGUUGAAGCAGAAAGUGAUAGCUCUGGAGACGGAGAAGUUGAACUUCCAAAAGCUGUACGACGCGGCGAUAGUGAGCCUGAACUCCCUCACCAGCCCAACGUCCGAAAGCAGAGCACUCGACCUGCAAAUACAGAGGGACAAGUCGCCCCCGGCGCAUGAAACGCCGCAACACCUGCAAACCAGGCCCAUCACUUGCACGGCGGCAGAGAAUCAUUACGGAAGCGGCCAGUCUACCAACAGCGCUACUCCGGACCAGUUUGAAAUCAUCGAAAGCGAGAAAAACCUCGGAAUAAAGAAGGAAGGGUCCAACACCAGCUCCUUCGACCCCGCAAUUCUCGGCGACAACAGCGCCCGGGGCUCCCCCCUGCGGCGUGGCAGCGUUACCACUUUGGACGAGACGCUCAGUAUGAACGACGCCGGCGACUGGACUCGCGUGCAGUACGAAUACAACACGAUAGAAAAUAGCACCAAGGAAAUGUGGAUUGACAGUGGCAUACCAGACGCGGUGAAGGAGCCAUUAUUGAACUGGUGUUCAGAGACGCUGAACCUUAACGAGCCACUAACGAACGACCUACUGGCGGAGUUGGUGAACAGCGACAAACCGAUCACUUUGCCCGGCUUGCUGCUACUAGUAGCCGACACGCUUCCCCGGGUGGUGCCACACACGCUGGUGUCGCGGCGCGGGGAGGUGGCGGCGUUGCUAGCAGCCGGCGCUGCACUGCUGCCCGCCGCGGCGGACGCGCGCCGCGCCCGCCUCCUGCACACGCUGCUCACAUUGCUCAAGAAGCCCGAGCCGGCGGACGCGCGUAUCAUUUGCGACGCCGUGUGCCUGGUGGUGAAGUGGGGCGGCGCCGCCGAGGUGCUCUCCGCCGUGGCGGAGCUGCUCGCGUCCCGCUCUUCGGAGCGGCGGGCGCUGGCGAGCCAGAUCUGCGUGGCGGUCGCGCCCUACGUGCCCGUCGAGCUGUGCACGUCGCUGCUGCUCAGCCUGGCGAUGCUCAUGUGCGACUCCGGGGAGGGAGAGGUUCGCGCGCUGGGUCUCCGCGCCGCCGCCCUGGUCUGCGCUGUGGCCGACCACAAGUACGAGCAGCUGGAGAAGGUGACCUUCGCCUUCCUGACGGACCCGGUCGAGAGGAACGUCAAGGACACGGUCGCCGUGCUCGUGCCGGUGUUGGCGAGGAGCGCGCUCCUGUCCGGUAAAUUUGUAUCGGAUCUAUGCGGUCGCGUCAUGACAAAUCUGGUGAAGUCGAGCACAGACAACGAAUGGAAAAGCGUAUUAUUAAAUUUAGAAGUUAUUAUGACAUUAGUUUUAGCGAAACUCGCUUACGUGAUCAAUGUACAAAUAGUUAGAGAUGUUACCCUAAAUAACUGUGAUAUGAAGACAAUUAAUUUGGAAGACGUACCUUUGGAACGAAAACAGGAAUGCUUUUUGGACGUCCAGUGUUAUAUGAGCGAUAGUGUUGACGCUAGGAUGUUGUUGGUGGCUAUGAAUAGCUUAAUUAAGGACAACCCCGAGGUUAGAUGGGCUGAGCUUACUUGGUUUAUAGAUUGGAUGAGAAAAGUACUCGAAACGGCGUGCGGCUGUAAAGUUGCCAACUACCCGACAGUUUACGAGAAUCUCAUUACACUAUUCGGCGCGUACGUGAAGAGUUUCGGGUUCGAAUUCACUGCGAAGGUGAUGAGGCCAGUUUUCGCCGAGAUGAUGGGCCAACUGGAGCGGAGAAUGGAGAAGCUGGACGCUGUCAGUUUGGAAAAUACAGUCGUGGUCGGCGUGUAUUUGUGCACGGUGCUGGUCGCGGUUGAAGAGGGCACUGCGCGCGCUGAGUUCUUGCAGAAGUGGAUAGUAUAUAGCAGCAUAAGAGGACUUCCAGCGAAAAUAUUCUCCAUGCCCCUUAAGUGGCUAGCAAUACAUAAGCCGGAUGUGCUUAAUUUCUUCUGGCAGCACCUUAGAGAAUUCGCGGCGAGCAGCUGCGACAGCUCCAGCGGCAACACGAUACGCGCAUACAUUGCUGACCUCCUCACUGAAAUGCUGAACGUUGCCGACGUGAACGAGGAGUGCAUCGAAAAGCAACUGCUGCCCGCCGCGGUGGCCCUGCUCUACGACGACGACGUGUCGGUCCGCGAGGCGGGUAUCGCGUCGUGGGGCGGCGUGACGCGGGCGUGCGUGCUCCGCCGGCUGGGCUGCUCGGCGCAGUGCUGGCCGCCGCUCGAGGAACGCCUCUCCGCUGCGCAGCCCCUCACCGCCCGGGAGGCGGCCCGCCUCGCGGAGGCCCUGGCGCUGCUAGUGCUGCCCACCGUCGACAGCCACGCCGUCUUCGAUCACGCGGUAACGUUGCUGUGUGCGCUAUGCCAUCACAACGCCGUCUCUAGCGAAUGGAUGGCUGCGCUCACUCCCGGCCUGCAGCUGGCGGUACAUCACUACCGACACCAUCCCGCAUUACUGCCUGCCCUAAGGAAACUGGAGGAGAGGGUGCAGGCGCCAGCGCUGUCGCAAUACCGGCCCGCUAUAGAGGCGCUGCUCGGCGCGGCGGGGUCGGGCCCGAGCGAGCCACUUCGCGAGCCCAAGCCCCCCACCAACCUGCAGGCGGCGCAGGAGGUGGGCAGGCGCGUCACGCAAAUGUUCCAGCACUCGAAGACCAACAUCAACCUGCAGAGCAUCUUCAAGAAGAAGACG